AAUGAGUGAUUUUUUUAUGCCUAAUAGAAGUGAGAUAUCUUAGUAAAAUUAUAGUGGAUUGGGAAGUCUGCAAGAUAUGUACUUCUAUUAAUUAUUCACAAAGUUUAUCAUCUAGCUUUAGUAGAAUACAAUAAGACAAUUAAAGUUUUGGAGGAAGUCUUAUUCACAAUUCUGGAUUUUUAGUUCAACCUGAAUAAUAUUGUUGUUCAUUUGGCUUGGAAGAAGGUGUUACACCUAUUUAAAUCUAUGAAUUCUAUGAAUCUUAAAUAUAGAUGCCAUUCUUUUUUAAGAGUAGUUAAGAUAUUGAAAUGCAAUAUGAGGAAAUUGGAGUUGAUAAUUUGAAUUUGUAAGUAAAUUUACUUUAAGAUUCAAAAGAAUACAAAAAUCCAUUAUAAGAUAAUGAAAUUAGAAAUAGUGAACCAUCUUCUAAGGAAUUCAAUAAUAAAAUAAGUAUAUUAUAUUAAUUUGAUUAUCUUAUUUAGAAUUUGGAAAAUUAAUCAAUUCUUAAUUCAAGUCAGAAAUAAAAUAAGUUGCUAAUCAAAAUAUGGUAUUAGAAAACAAAAAUCAUUUUAAUGUUAAUUAAACUAAAUGUUUUUAUACAAAUAAAAUCACAUAAUUAGUUCAACAACAGAAAUAAAUGGAUUUUGAAAUGAAUACACUUCCAAAAUUAUCGUAAAAAUUAAGAAAUUCUAUUCAAUUAGGAAAAAUAAAUCAAAAUAGUAGAGAAAAUUAUCAAACAUUUCUAGAUAUCAAUAUGAUGUCUCAUCUCAUGAAAUAUAAUCUUUUCAAAUGACUCCUGAUGGAAAUAUGGAUUCCAUUUAAAAGAAAUUAGCUAAAAAUAGAGAAUCUGCUAGAAAUUCAAGAGCCAGAAAGAAACUAUAUUAUGAACUUAUGGAAAUAAAAAUGAAAUAAUUGCAAGAUGAAGUAAAGAGAUUAAAGGAAAAUAAUUGUUAUCAAACUUAUGACAAUUAAUUUUGUAAUAAAAAUACAGAGAAUGUAUAUUUUAUUUAAUAAUAUAGUUUUAAACUUUUUUAGAUUAAUAAUAAUUAUUAUUUGAUAAAUUGGAAAAUUGCAUAUUUAAUAAUUAAGAUAAAUUUGAAAUUUCAAUGAUUUUAGAUGAUUUAAGAUAAUUAACCAAUAAAAAUAAUCAAAAUCGUAAUGAUGCUGUUAGAUAAUACUUUGAUUCUAUAAUUGAAGUAUGCUUGCCAAUCUAAACUAAAUAUUUGAUUUAUUCUGUAGAAUAGAAUAAAGAUUUCUUUGCAUUAUAAUCAGAGUAGAUUUUAUUAUUAUCAUUAGUGAUUAUACUGAAUGGAUGAAAGAGACAUUUAAAAAAACAAAAAUUUAAUAGGAUCAAAUUAUUGAAGUCAAAAGAAUGGAAUCAAAAUUAUAGAGUAUCAGAAAUAAUAUAUCUGAGUAAUAUUAAUCAAAAAUUUAGUUCAAUACAAAAAAUUAAGGAUCAAUUAAAACUAAUUCAAAGUGAAACCACUUAGGUUGACUAAAUAUGGGAAUAACUUAAAGAAUUUUUAACUCCUAUUCAAUUAGGAGCAUGUAUUUUAGCAAUAAGAUAAGUAAAUAUUAUAAUUAAAUAUAGAAUUCUUUUCGUUAAGAACUAUAAACCUCUUCCCUAUUUAUUUAAUUAAAUAAUUCUUAAAUGGUAUAUAAAAUGAUUAUAUUUAUAGAGAGAAGAGGAUAAAAACAUAUAAUAAACUAAUUAAUCUCCUCUUCCUAAUAAUAAUUAGCUCAUUAAAAAAUCAAUAUAAUGA
Messenger RNA from Paramecium pentaurelia, 1763 nucleotides. NCBI's taxonomy places the organism in Eukaryota, Ciliophora, Oligohymenophorea, Peniculida, Parameciidae. The record is from the annotation of a GenBank genome assembly.